AGCUAGCAAAACACUCUUUUUCUUUUGAUAUAAACCAUUUCGAAAUUGUUUCAAAAACGCAGUUCAUAAUUUGUUAUUAAGCCGAAGCAAUGGCAACGUUACCGUGCUAUAACCCUGAAUUACCAUACCUCGGUCUGAUUCCCGGAGGAGUCAGAUCUGGUACUAUGCUAAGAAUAAACGGGAUGAUGCCGUACGGUGGUAAUCGUUUUUCCAUAUUUCUUCAAACCGGAGCUGCGAUUCGUCCACGAGACGAUACCGCUUUACAGUUAAGCGUACGACCUACGGAACCAGUUAUUGUACGAAACCAUUGCGAGAACAAAAAUUGGGGCAACGAAGAACGUUUCGGUGGAUGUUCAAUUUAUCCAGGCCAGUCGUUUGAAAUUUUAAUUUUAGCAGAACCUGCUGCCUUUAAAAUUGCCAUCAAUGGAGUACAUUUCUGCCAUUUUAAUCAUCGUUUCUCCAUGCACCGAGUGACAUUCAUUUGUGUUGAUGGCGACGUAACAUUAACAUCAAUUACAACGGGCUCGGACGUGCCGUCAGCGCCACCAUUGCCACAUCCGUUACCGGGACCAGUCCAUCCUAUUCACCCUAUUCAUCCCAUUCAUCCAUAUCCUCCAAGAAUGAGCUAUCCAGGAACUGGUCAAACACAUCGUCCACACUAUCCGCAUCAUCCCGGAUAUGGACAAUCUGGUUUCAUUCCAGGGCCUCCACCACCGCCACCGUAUUCUCCAUCACCGUAUCCGGGACACAGAUAUCCGUACAUGCAGACACGACAUGAUUCGGCCACUUCAGUCCCUGCUUAUUCGUUACAAAACGAUUCGAACUACUUAAAAAGGAGGAACAGGAAUAAUGCGAUAAAGUACGCUGCUGUUGGAGCUGGUGUAGCUGGAGGAGUUGGACUGGGUGCAUUUGCCUUGUCGAGAGCAUUUGGUGGUGGAGAUGGUGGUGGUGAUGGCGGUGAUGAUGGCAGCUUUGAUGUAGAAGAAGUGGAUUUCGGCGGGGAGUAAUUAACGAAUAAUAACGGCAGUGCAUCCUUUUGCUUCAAACAGAGUUUCUUCAGAAUAAAUUGUUAUUAAAACAUUGUUAA
This is a messenger RNA of Bradysia coprophila, 1087 nucleotides long. RefSeq names its product galectin-7-like. The record is from RefSeq and is a predicted model, not a curated record. Gene Ontology annotation, molecular function: galactoside binding; carbohydrate binding. Lineage: Eukaryota; Metazoa; Arthropoda; Insecta; Diptera; Sciaridae.